Messenger RNA from Xyrichtys novacula (pearly razorfish), 3045 nucleotides. The record is from the annotation of a GenBank genome assembly. NCBI's taxonomy places the organism in Eukaryota, Metazoa, Chordata, Actinopteri, Labriformes, Labridae.
AUGACCAGACUCACAGUUCUCGCAGGUAUUUAGCCUCUAUCUCUAUGAUAACAUCCACCUGCAGAGUCAUGAAUUCUUUAUAUUGAAAAUGUCCUUUUAUGUCCUCACCUGUGUCUCUGUCCUCCUCAGGCCUCUGCCUGGUCCUGUGCCAUGUGGGUGAGUUUUCAUCAGCUGGUUCAGACCCACACUAAUAGAAACCUUUAUAUGUUCUUUUUUUCUGAUCUAACAUCUGCUCUGUCUCCAUCGCAGCAACUGCCUCCCAGAUGGUGUGCUACUUCACCAACUGGUCCCAGUACAGACCCGGGGAAGGGAAGUUCAUGCCACAGAACGUGGACCCCUUCCUGUGCACCCACCUGAUCUACGCCUUUUCCAUCAUCAACAACAGGAACGAGCUGGUUACCUACGAGUGGAACGAUGACGUCCUCUACAAGUCCUUCAACGGCCUCAAGAGCAAGUAAGAGCUCCCAUUGGUUCAGCUCAGCGGCUCAGAGGUCAGAGGUCAGCUGAUGAGGCUCCAAAGCUCUCUGAGAAGUUUUUGAGGAACUUAGCAGAAGCAUUAACAGCUUAAUAUCACAAAGUCUUAAUUGUCUGUCUGUCUGUCCGGUUUGCAGGAACCCUCAUCUGAAGACUCUGCUGGCUGUCGGUGGAUGGAACUUUGGAUCAACUCAGUGAGUCCUGCAAACACAGAGUCUCAGAUCAGACAUCCGGAGACUAAAACAGCUGACAGCCAUAUUCAGAGAGAGUCUUUGAACCCGAAAACAUUAGAUUCAUAAAGACCGUCGGGACAGGCAGUGAGAGAGGAAACCUGAAAAAACGGUAAAUCUCUGAAUAUUAGAGAGCAGAAGAACAAAAACUGACAAUACAACUGGAAACAAAACAGGAAUGACAAAUUAAAUAUCCUAAAUAAUUAAUAAAUAACUACAGCAAAAAUCAUGGCAUCAUGGCAACAGUGGAAGUGGCUGUUGAAAUGUUAUCUUCCAGAGUUGUGGGUUUCAAAAUGCUGUGUUCUAGAUUUCUGGGUUCUAGAAUGCUGGGUUCUUGAGGCUUUUGAUACAGAUACAAUUGCUUAAAUGAACCAUUUAAUCAGAGAACAGGACAGAGUUUUUGAUAUGGAUCAUGGAGAGGGACUCCAGAGAUCUCGGAGGGAGGACAGACUGACUGAACAGGAGCAGGAUUAGCAUCAGUGUGUUAUGAUUUUCACUAGGUUUUUGUUGGUGUGUAGAGUCAUAUCGAUAUAAAGCUUCUGUCAGUAAAUUUGACCUCAGAUGUCCUUAGUUUGUACCAACCCUCUUCUAUCAUCUCUGCAGGUUCUCCAUCAUGGUGUCAACCCCUGCCAACCGUCAAACAUUCAUCCAGUCCUCCAUCAAAUUCCUGAGGACUCAUGGGUUUGAUGGUCUGGAUCUGGACUGGGAGUACCCUGGAUCUCGUGGAAGUCCUCCAGUAGACAAACAGAGGUUCACUCUGCUCUGCAGGGUGAGGACACUGACUCAGCUUCUUCUUCUUCUUCUUCUUCUUCUUCUUCGGGUUUCUCACUCUGUUUUUCUGCUGUGUCUCUUCAGGAACUGGUUGCUGCCUAUGCUGCUGAGGCCAAGUCCACCGGAAAGCCUCAGCUCAUGCUGACCGCUGCAGUGUCUGCUGGAAAGGGAACCAUCGAUGGAGGAUACGAGAUUGCUGAGAUUGCCAAGUGAGUGACCAUGACUCCAGAGAGGAAGCCAGAGCUCCACAGAAGUUUAUGAGGUGAUAAUUCACUUUUUCAUCCAUCUUUAGGGAGCUGGACUUCAUAAAUGUGAUGACCUACGACUUCCAUGGAACCUGGGAGCGAUUCACCGGACACAACAGCCCUCUGUACCGCGGCUCCUUUGACUCCGGCGAUCUUAUCUACUUUAACACUGUAAGAAGAUACUGCAGCUCGAGAGAAGCUAACAAGCUAGCUGCCUCUUUUGGUGGGUUUACCUUCUUGUCUUUUCUUUAUUUUUCAGGACUAUGCCAUGAAGUACUGGAGGGAUAACGGCACCCCAGUGGAGAAACUGAGGAUGGGAUUCGCUUCUUAUGGUCGCACCUUCAGACUAACAUCAUCAAACACAGCUGUUGGAGCUCCAGCUAGCGGCCCUGCAGCAGCUGGUCCAUACACACGUGAAGCUGGUUUCUGGGCCUACUAUGAGGUAUGUGUUGGAGAAAGUCUUCAACUAUGGUCCUGCAGAAUACCAGAUUCCAAGUCAUUGUCCCCUCAAGUGAACUGCACCAGUGUAAAAAACUUUGUGAGCAGAGAGGGUGCUGACAAAUUCAACUCGGAGCUUCACCAACAUCAUGGUUCUGUCCUCUGUGCAGAUCUGUACCUUCCUGAAGGGAGCCACAACUCAAUGGAUCGAUGACCAGAUGGUUCCUUAUGCCUUCAAGAACAACGAGUGGGUCGGCUACGACAACCACAAGAGCUACGAGAUUAAGGUACGAGUAGCACCAGCUCAGUGUCUGAGCAGACUCAGAUCCACAGUUAAUAUUCACUAUUUCAUAUCAUAUUAAUCAUCUGGUCCCCCCCCCCCCCCCCCCCCAUAGGUUCGCUACAUGCAGCAGCAGAAGUUUGGUGGUGCCUUUGUGUGGGCUCUGGAUUUGGAUGAUUUUGCAGGAAGGUUCUGUGGAGAGGGAGCUCACCCUCUGCUGAGCCACCUCCGCAAACUGCUGGACAUCGGUAAGAGCAACGUCCUAUAGAUACUCUAUUGGUCGGUGGUGGUCACUGUCAUCAGAUUGUUUAUUAAUUUUCCAUUAUCUUACUUCUUCUCCUUCAUCCACCCAUCAGAGCUGCCUCCUCUGCCCCCCACCACCACCCCCAGACCUGGAGCAAGCACCACCUCCCCUCCAACCACCACCACCACCGCCACCACCCACGCCCCUGGUUCUGGCUUCUGCAAUGGCAAACCUGACGGCCUGUAUGCCAACCCUGACGACAAGAGCAGCUUCUACAUGUGCGCCGGAGGAAUCACUCACGUGAGGCAGUGUGGGACUGGUUCUGUGUUUGACGACAGCUGCAAGUGCUGCGUGUGGCCCUGA